This is a messenger RNA of Thelazia callipaeda (thelaziosis nematode), 2118 nucleotides long. Lineage: Eukaryota; Metazoa; Nematoda; Chromadorea; Rhabditida; Thelaziidae. The record is from the annotation of a GenBank genome assembly.
AUGCGGUUAGUCCGCGGCCACAUGGCCCCAACUCUUAUCGAAACGGUCAAUAUAAAUUUGGAGGAUUUUUCCGAAAAUUUUUUGACUUGCGCAACGUGCUUGUGUAGCUAUGAUCAAGAACGAAAGAAAGCAAAACUCUUAGCAUGUUCUCAUUCUGUAUGUUUGGAGUGUUUGCAACAUAUGGAACAACUUCCACAGGUGGUUGAAACAGGGGUCUUACGUUGUCCGCUGUGUCGUGAAAUGAUUAAUUUGCCGUCUGGUGGAUCGAAUGCUUUCCCAUCUUCAUUUCUUAUUAAUCAGUUGCUUGAUUUGAUGCAAAAGCAACGCAAAGAUGUUGUGCCUAAUUGUUCAACGCAUCAACAAGAGCAGUUACUUUAUUGUGAAGUCUGUGAUCUCGUAUUCUGUCAGCUAUGUGAUUCUCCUUCCACACGUGACUGCUCUAUUCAUACUGUUAUUCCAUUUUCUAUUGCAUUGAAGCGUUUAUCUGAGAUAGUUCUUUAUAAAGCAAAUCAUUGCAUCGCUAGCUUAAAUACGGCCGCAGCUAAUGUCAAGUGCGAAGCUUUGCAACUCGACCAAAAUGUUGAUAGCAUAGUCGAUGGACUAAAUUCAUCGUUCCAAGAAGUAUGUCAGUUGAUAGAAAAUCGACGUCGCGGGCUAAUCGACGCUGUUCGAGUUAUGAGAGAUGAAAAGCAAAAAGUAUUGCGAGAACAAACAGAAUUGAUUGACUUACAUCGUAAAAAAUUAGAAAGAGAGCUAGAAAACUGUCAGUUGGACGUGCGUGAAAUAGGAGGACGUACGAAGCGUGUUAUGGCAGCAACUGAAGAAGCUCUUGCAUUGACAGAACCUCGUGAAAACGCUUUCUUAAAGCUACAUAUGGAUACUAAGAAACUAUUCAUCGAAAUGGAAAAGUCACUCAGCCAGUUUGGUUCAGUGUCGGGUUCAACAACCUUUCCAGGACAAUGUAUUGUGGAGCUCUUGAAUACUGCUAGUGUAUACACGGAAACUCGUUUGAUGUUGACUACUUACGAUGUUAAUGGUAAACGACGAAAUAGUGGUGGUGAUCCUGUAAAGGUGGAAAUUUUCAAGAAAGAAUCAGGACAACACAUGUUAGAAGAAAAUACCGAUACUGUAAAAGCUAAAACAAUUGGUGCAGUAAUCAGAGAUGAUGAAGAUGGAACAUAUUCCAUUUGCUUCAAAGCAUACGAAUCCUGUGAAUAUUUGGUGCAUGUUACUAUCUUCGGUAGACCAAUUAAGAAUAAUCAUUUUUUGGUCAAUGUAAGUAGCCAUCAUUGCCCUCUAUGGCAUUUCGGCACUCAUGGAUCAGGUGCAUUACAACUAGAUCAACCUGUAAAAAUAUGUCAAGAUGGACGAGAACAUAUUUAUAUCCUAGACACUGGAAAUAAUCGAAUUAAAGUUCUGGAUGUGGAUGGUGAAUAUCUGAAAGAUAUUAAGAGUGAAGGAAUUAAAGGUGGCAGCACUGUUGGUAUGACACUUUUAUCAUCUGGUGAUAUUUUGACUCUUAAUUGGAGGAGCAAAGAAUUAUACAAAUGCAAUGCUUCUGGAGACCUUGUCCAGACGAUGAGUUUCACUGAGUUUGAAGAACCUGUUGAUGUGUGUGUCGAUAGUCGUGGACGGUAUCUCAUUGCUGACACAGCGUGUGCCAAGGUAUUUGUGUUUGACAGUGCAUUUCGUCCUCUAUUUAGCUUUAGUGUGACUGCUCAUGCAAAAUUAAGUCCCAUAACUUGUGUGGGUGUUGGUCUCCACGACGACAUUCUUGUGGGCACGUGUUCUGCUUUGCUUCUGUAUGAUGGAGGAGGUCGAUUCGUACGUGAAAUAUCGUUGUGUCCAACAUUGCAGUCUGGUCGUAUGAUGGCUUUAGCAUGUUCUGUAUGCCCCAAAACAGGGAGCAUUGUGUCAGCUGUUGUAGAUUCAAAGAAAAAUCGUGCCUACCUUGUUGUUUGUCAAUAUAAGGGCAAUUUCUUGUUUGCAAUGGAUAGCUAUGGAUCACGUUUAAAACGUCCUUGUGGCGUCUGCAUUGCCUCAUCACCAAAAUGGAGCGGAAUGUGUUUUGUAGUUGAUUCAGCUACCCAUUCUGUCAAGGCUUUUCAGUUUAAAUAA